UGAAACCUGUUUUGAUCAUUGGAAAAAUUGUAAAAGAAACAAAAAAUUUUGUCAUCACCCUUCCUAUCGAGUUAUGAUGAAAAAGAAUUGUGCUAGAACUUGUGGUUAUUGUAAACCUUUAAAUGAAAAAGAAAAAAUAAAUGAAAAACAUUCUGGGAAAGAAUUGAAACAGAGGGAGAAAAAAGAUUGUAGAGAUGCCCAUCCUUUUUGUAAAGGUUGGGCAAAAAAUGGUUAUUGUGACAGUGAUGAAUAUUCUGAGGACGAGAAACGUGAAAAAUGUUCACAUACUUGCGGUCUUUGUUGA
Molecule: messenger RNA, 304 nt
Organism: Meloidogyne enterolobii
Lineage: Eukaryota; Metazoa; Nematoda; Chromadorea; Rhabditida; Meloidogynidae
Source: the annotation of a GenBank genome assembly